Molecule: messenger RNA, 576 nt
Organism: Entrophospora candida
Lineage: Eukaryota; Fungi; Glomeromycota; Glomeromycetes; Entrophosporales; Entrophosporaceae
Source: the annotation of a GenBank genome assembly
AUGCGAAUUGAACAAUGCAAUCACUUGGUUGAACCGACUCGCACAUAUCCACUAUUAUUCAAUUAUAAUAUAAAUCCACAAUUGGAUAAUAAUCAAAUACCAUAUCCACAACAAUUCGGAAUAAGUUUACAAUCACCAAAUCACUCAUGUUCAGAUACAUACCAAAAAAAUUCACAAUCUCAAUCGCAUCAAUCACAUUCACACCAUCGACAGCAACCACAAAAAGACCAACCAACUGCUCCGAUUCAACGCCAUCAACAAAGAAAAACACAAAAGCGAACACACGCUUUGGCCGCAUGCAAUUCGUGUCGUAGAUUACAUCUAAGGUGUAAAAAGAAAGAGGACUCUGCUUUUUGCAAUAGGUGUAUUGAAACGAGAAGGGAAGAGUCGUGUAUUUUUGAAAUUCCCAAAAAACGAGGCCGCAAAUAUGGUAGCAAGAACAGACCAAAGAAAUAUGAAACAGAAAACCGCGACACCAACGCUGCUGAUGAUACUGUCGAUGAUACUAAACCAUGUUGUCAUAAUAACAACUCUUAUAUGGAGUGGAUUAAUUUAUUAAAAACCCGCAAUGUGUGA